This is a messenger RNA of Linepithema humile (Argentine ant), 1771 nucleotides long. The record is from RefSeq and is a predicted model, not a curated record. Lineage: Eukaryota; Metazoa; Arthropoda; Insecta; Hymenoptera; Formicidae.
GUGGCGUUCGUAUUAAGUGCUCUCGCUGCGCUCUGUACAACAGCUUCGCUCCGCUCGCGCUCCGUUGACGACAAACAGACAAACGCAGUAACGACUCGCCGGAUAUAAAAAAAAAAUCCGAACAAAAUUCGCUUUGAAAUACAGCGCAUUUGUCUCCCUGCGGAUUCCUCUCGGUGCGUUCAGUCGACGCGAACUGCCGAUCGGAAAAUUCAUUUGUUUCGGUGUAAUCUCUGGUGUUGUAUACAUAUAGUGUUUUGGUGCAUGUGGCUGCGGUUCGUAUAAGUUCGGCGUAUUCAGACCUGCGCACAUUAGGCGACACCGGAAGAUUACGACCAGCUUCCAGCACGCUAAAGCACCUCCCGCCUAACCGACCGCUCACGCCUAGCUUCAUCUUUGUCGCACUAACGCACGCACUCUCUCUUCGCCAUCUUAUCCUUCAAGAGGAAAAAAAGUAUCCGAACGAUCAUGGAAGAGGGACCUUCAAACGACGAAAUUACUUUGUACAUUACGAGGUUUCGUCGUAGUUGCCGCAAUCGCGAGUCGCAUGACACAAUCGCUGAAUUGGAGGCGGAAUUACGACGUGCCUACAUGGUGAAGGGUCUGCAGGCACAGCUUGAGGAAAGGCAAGCCCGCAGGUACGUCGAGCUCGUGCGAGAGCGCGAGAGCGCCGAAGAGGCCCGCCAGCAGCAAGAGAAGGUGUCGGAAGAAGACCUUCGGCGCCAGUCGGAGAUCCUGCGGAAAUCCGAGGAGUACAGACGGCAGUUAGACGAACAACUGACGCGGAAGGAGGACGAAAAGAAAGUGCUCUCGGAAGAGGCUCGCGAAUAUAGGAAGUUCCUGGAAGAAGCGGAUCGAGUGCAAGAGGAGCAGGAGUGCUCGAGGGCGUCAGAGAAGAAAUGCGAACUCGUGAAAAAGAUGAGACGAGAGAGACUGAUCCUCGAGGAGAUGAAGGAAGCCUGUCGGCAGCAGGAGCACGAAGCGGAAGAGAAGAAGCGACGAGAGGAUCUGGAGUACUUGGAGGAGGUAGAGGAGAGGUCGAAAGAGGUGAGCAGGUUACGGCGGGAGCAAAUAGAGAGGCGCGAGCGUGUCCUGCUGGAAACGACGAGGAUAAUGCUCGACGCUCAGGCUCGAAAACGAGAGAAGGAAGAGCGUCUGAUCGAUCUCGUGGCUGAGGAGAUCAGGUGCGAGCUCAUAAUCAAAGAGAUGGAGGAGGCGACGCGCAGGAAAAGGAUGCAGCAAGAACUGGCAGCUAGUUUACGGGAACAAAUAGUCUUCACGGAACAGUGCAAACUGCGAUUCGCGGAGGAGGAUAGAGCUUGGGCGGAGGAAGUCAUGAGGAAGAUUAUGGAAGAUGAGAAGAUGGCAAAGUGCACGGCAGAGGCGAAAAGACGGAUGAAAAUGCAGUAUCGAGAGGAUCUAGAGAGUUUGAUUACGCAUCGCCGCAAGAUUCGCGAAGAGGAGAUUGCUAGGAUUGAGGAAAUCGCAAAAGAGGAACAUAGGCUGAGAUUAGUUGAGGCGGAACGUGCAAAAGAGGAGAGAAGACAAUUGUUGACGAAACACGCGACCAAUAUCGCGAACUUUGUGAAUAGAGCUGUUCUCACGACUGAGGAGCAACGAAUUCUUGACGAUUUGAUGAAAAAAAAUCAAGAUAUUGGAAAUGUUGAUAACGACGAGUCGUCGACGAAGACAUAAAUAAUCGAAUAAGAUAAAAUCUCGAAACAAUUUCAUAUCUUUAUAAUAUAUUAGCAACCUGUAACUGUACUUUACAUCA